This is a messenger RNA of Diaporthe amygdali, 906 nucleotides long. RefSeq lists its product as uncharacterized. The record is from RefSeq and is a predicted model, not a curated record. NCBI's taxonomy places the organism in Eukaryota, Fungi, Ascomycota, Sordariomycetes, Diaporthales, Diaporthaceae. The transcript is spliced from 3 exons. Gene Ontology annotation, biological process: ubiquinone biosynthetic process. The coding region runs from base 1 to 906 and encodes 301 amino acids. Gene Ontology annotation, molecular function: lipid binding. Gene Ontology annotation, cellular component: mitochondrial inner membrane.
AUGGCUCCGAUCGCUCGCAGGUUAACAUACUGCGCACCAUCCUACCUUACAGCAGGAAGGCUUAUACAUGGAUUGCCACAGCGGGCGCCUUGCGCGUCCCCUCCAGCUUGCGUCGCCCUGCUCCGUCAAAAACGCUGCCAUCUAACCACCUCCGCCACGCCAACUACCCCCGCAACCUCACCACGGCCAAACCGAUCACGACGGCGUUCAUUGCCCGAGAGUUCCUCCCUGCUGUCCCACCGCCGCUCGUAUCACUCCUACGACCACCCGCCUUCUCCUGGCCUGUUCUCCCCGACCGAGCGCGCAAUCUUGACCGCAGCAUACGCACACAUUCCUCAGCAUGGCUUCACACUAAAAGCCCUGGCUCUCGGCGCGAGAGAUGCUGGCUACCUGGAUAUAAGUACCAACCUACUCACCGACGGAGUCUUCACCCUGGUCCAAUGGCACCUUGUGGCACAGCGGGAGGCUCUGGCCGGAAAGGCGAAGCGCCUGUUCGAGGAUGAGGAGGCCCCGAGACUCGGUCUGGGAGCCAAGGUCGAAAUGUUGACGUGGGAGAGGCUCAUGGGAAACAAACAUGUCAUUGGAAAGCUCCAAGAGGCACUAGCCAUCAUGGCUCAACCGUCCUGCGUCCCGGUAUCCCUCGGUGAGCUGGCCAAGCUUUCCGACGAGAUAUGGUUUCUCGUAGGCGAUACGGCCGUGGACCCUUCCUGGUACACCAAGCGCGCGUCAUUGUCCACCAUCUAUGCAUCAACCGAGUUGUUCAUGACGACCGACCACUCCGAUGGAUUUUCCGAGACGAGGAAAUUCCUCCAGAGGAGACUAGCCGAGACACAGGAGAUUGGCGCCGCAACCCCCUCUGCCGGGCCCAACGACCAUGGAUCCCGUCACAAGUGCAAGGUGGCGUAG